AUGACCGCUACAGUACUUACGAACGGCACGAACGGCACGAACGGCACGAACGGCACGAACGGCACGAACGGCACGAACGGCAUGACGCCUAAACGAUACGACCACAUCCUUGAUUUGCCGCAGCCGCCCCCCGUCAGGACGACUCCGAAUGCUUGGAAGGUCGCCCAGGACUGGCUUAGCAAGCUUCAGGCCAAGUUCGUCGCCAAAGAUUUCUCAAAUCUCUCAGACCUCUUGCACGAUGACUCGUGGUGGAGAGACCACAUUGCCUUGCAAUGGGACUUGCGGGCCCUGCACGGUAGAGAGACUAUCCAGAAAUUCCUGACGGAGAACCAGCAGUCGGAAUUGACGAACUUCCGCCUGCAGGAUGGGGGCGCGUUUCAGCCCAAGUUGGAAAUCGUCAAUAGAGAGACUGGCCUCGCCUGGAUCUCUUCCCUCUUCCACUACGAGACUCGUGUCGGCCACGGCUCUGGUGUUCUGCGGUUAACGCAGGAAAGCCCCGGUGUCUGGAAGGCUUAUUUAGUCUAUACAACCCUCCAAGACUUCAAGGAGUUCCCUGAGCCGCUCAACGAGAAGCGUCCCUACGGCACGAUUGACUCGAUGCCUGGCGGUCUGGCAAAGGGAACAUGGUCUGAGCGACGGGCGCGGCAAAUCGAGUUCCUCGACGAGGAGCCCAAGGUUCUAGUCAUCGGUGCCGGCCAGUCGGGUUUGAACGUUAGCGCCCGUCUACAGCAACUCGGGAUCACCACUCUUGUCAUCGACAAGAACAAUAGAGUCGGAGAUAACUGGAGGAACCGGUAUAGAACCCUUGUCACGCACGACCCUGCCGAGUUCGUUCACAUGGCCUACCUGCCCUUCCCCAAGAACUGGCCUCAGUUCACCCCUAAAGACAAGCUGGGUGACUGGUUCGAGGCCUACGCCUCUCUCAUGGAGCUUAACGUGUGGACCAAGACCACCCUAACUAGCGCCACUUUCGACCAUGCCACCUCCAAGUGGACCGUCGAUCUGUUACGCGACGGCAAGCCCCGUACCAUCCACCCCAAUCACGUCGUCUUUUGCACAGGUCAUGCCGGUGAGCCCAAGAUCCCCUCGUUCCCUGGCCAGAAGGAGUUCGAGGGCCUGGUAUACCAUGGCAGCCAGCACGAGGACGCCUCCCAGACCAAUGUCAGGGGCAAGAAGGUCAUCGUCGUAGGCAGCGGCAACAGUGGUCACGAUAUCGCAGAGAACUACUACGAAAACGGCGCCGACGUGACCAUGCUGCAGCGGAGCGGCACAUAUAUAAUUUCCCUUGACAAGGGUGUCUUCAUGCUUCACGAGGGCGUGUACGAGGACAAUGGUCCACCAACCGAUCAGGGAGACGUCGUCGGCGAAAGUCUACCCUACCCCGUCAUGUUCGCCCUGGGCAAGGACCUGACCAAACGCAUCGCCGAGGUCGACAAGGAAACUCUCCACGGUCUCGAGCGCGCUGGCUUCAAGCUCGACUCGGGCAUUGACGACUCUGGCAUGGCCCGUCUCUACUUCACCCGCGGCGGCGGCUAUUACGUUGAUUGCGGCUGCAGCAAGCUCAUCAUCAGCGGCAAGAUCAAGGUCCACCAGAGCCCCGACGGGAUUUCUGGCUUCACUCCGAAGGAGCUGGUCCUCGCCGACGGCACGAAGCUCGAGGCCGACGUGGUAGUCCUGGCCACAGGCUACGACAACAUGAGGACCACCGUCACUAAGAUCAUGGGCGAGACGGUUGCGGCGCGGUGCAAGGACGUGUGGGAUCUGGAUGAGGAGGGCGAGCUUAAUGCUAUGUGGCGACCAAGCGGUCACCCCAAUUUCUGGUACAUGGGUGGUAACCUGGCCCUUGCUCGUAUCUACUCCAAGUACCUCGCUAUGCAGAUCAAGGCCACCGAGGAGGGCCUGAGUCUAAUUGGAGGAGCUCAUAAGCAGAAAUGA
Molecule: messenger RNA, 1935 nt
Organism: Phaeoacremonium minimum UCRPA7
Lineage: Eukaryota; Fungi; Ascomycota; Sordariomycetes; Togniniales; Togniniaceae
Product: putative flavin-binding protein
Exons: 5
Coding region: 1-1935 (644 amino acids)
Molecular function (GO): NADP binding; N,N-dimethylaniline monooxygenase activity; flavin adenine dinucleotide binding
Source: RefSeq, a predicted model, not a curated record